GUCUUGUUAGGUUAGUACCAUAGCACGGUUUUGUUGUCAUAAUAUCCUAUUACCUGACAGCAUCCACGGAAACAGUGCCUGGGAGAAGUGAAAUACCAUAAUCCACUUGUAAGGACUCUGCACCGCGCAUCUCUGUAACACAUUGCUUACCGUAGGUCAAGGGGAGUUUCGGAAUUAUCAUACCUGAAUCCUAUGUCUUGGCGUCAUGGCUUGAAUAGGGAGAUGAUUGAUUAUGUAAGGUGGGCGGCUAGAUAAACCCCACUAACCCCUGCAGCAAGUAACACAACUUACCUUCGUGGCAGUUCACAAUAGUUUAUCGUCUAUCAUCCACGGCAGGUGCCCCGGAGUUACAAGUCCUCCUCCCAGGAAAUCUUUAUCCUGUUAUCCUCCUCUCCUCCGUAUCGACCCGUCAUUCCCUAUCCCUCGGGUGCGGUCCCGUCGACUAGAACUCUUUCCCCUUCAACACACCUCUCCUGAACCAUCAACCUCGCCCGCCUACCGCUACCCCGCAACAAUGAGUUCCUGUAUGUGAAGAUAUCCUGUGAUGGAUGGAUUGAGCUAACUACAGGCAGUGAAGCAAUUCAUACGAGCCGUGCGGAGUGCGAAGACACUGAACGACGAGAGAGGCGUCAUCCAGAAAGAGAGCGCUGCUAUUAGAGCUUCAUUCCGAGAGGAAUCCGGGGACUCCAAUGUCCGGUUUGUCAUCCGCUAGCCUCACCUCCGUUAUCCUGUUUGCUGAUGGGCCGCCGCAGGAGGAAUAAUGUGGCGAAGCUAUUAUACCUCUUCACCUUGGGUGAAAGGACGCACUUUGGGCAGAUCGAGUGUCUGAAACUGUUAGCCUCCCCGAGAUUUGCGGAUAAGCGGCUGGGUUACCUGGGUACCAUGUUACUGCUGGAUGAGAACCAGGAGGUCUUGACACUUGUCACAAACUCUUUAAAAAAGUUCGUCGCAAGCCGUUCGUUUUAGUCUACGGUGUUCGAGGAAAUGCUUGCUUACCACUGGGACGUCCUACUAGUGAUUUAGAGCAUUCCAAUCAAUACGUAGUAGGGUUAGCGUUGUGUACCCUUGGUAAUAUCGCCUCGACGGAAAUGGCCAGGGAUCUUUUCCAAGAAGUCGAAAAUCUUUUAUCAACCGCCAACCCAUACAUUCGUCGCAAAGCCGCUAUUUGCGCCAUGCGAAUUAUUCGCAAGGUCCCGGAUCUGCAGGAACACUUCAUUGAUAAAACGAAGCUGUUGCUACAGGAUCGGAACCAUGGAGUUUUGCUCUGCGGAGUGACUUUGGUCACAGAUCUUUGCCAACAUGAUCCGAAUUUAGUCAGCCAGUUUAGACAGUUCACGACUGUCCUCGUUCGCCAACUAAAAAGUCUGACCAGCUCAGGGUAUGCGCCUGAGCACGAUGUUACUGGCAUAACAGAUCCGUUCCUGCAGGUUAAAAUUUUAAGGUUGUUAAGGGUACUUGGAAAGGGCGACGCUCAAGUCAGCGAACAAAUCAACGAUAUCCUUGCCCAGGUCGCUACCAACACCGAUUCCACUAAAAACGUUGGAAACUCGAUACUUUACGAGGCUGUCUUAACCAUUUUAGAUAUUGAGGCGGACAGUGGAUUGCGUGUGUUGGGCGUCAAUAUUCUUGGAAAGUUUUUGACCAACAAGGAUAACAAUAUCCGUUAUGUGGCUUUGAACACUCUUAUCAAAGUUGUUGCUGUUGAGCCAAAUGCAGUACAGAGGCAUCGAAACACCAUCUUGGACUGUUUACGGGACCCCGAUAUUUCUAUCCGCCGCCGUGCCUUGGACCUCUCAUUUACACUGAUCAAUGAGAGCAACAUCAGAGUAUUGAUAAGAGAGUUACUGGCCUUCUUGGAGGUUGCGAACAACGAGUUUAAGCCUGUGAUGACAACCCAAAUUUGUAUCGCUGCAGAGCGUUUUGCGCCGACAAAGAGGUGGCAUAUUGACACCGUUUUACGGGUUCUGAAGUUGGUAUGUUUUCUUGUGGCAAAAUAAUUGUAGAAAAUAGUGCUAAUCUUCGUAUGUGAUCAAGGCUGGAAACUACGUCAAGGAACACAUUUUAUCAAGUUUUAUCCGUCUUAUCGCCAACUCUGCCGAACUCCAAACCUAUUGUGUGCAGAAGCUUUAUUCUGCCCUCAAAGCGGACAUCACGCAAGAGGCACUCACACUUGCAGGCGCUUGGACUCUAGGGGAGUAUGGAGACUUGUUGCUGAAGGGUGGGCAAUACGAAGAAGAAGAAUCAGUGGUGAAGGUAUCGGAAUCCGAUAUCGUCGACCUCCUCUCAACCAUCCUUACGAGCGCUUACGCUACAUCUAGCGUGAAAGAAUAUAUCAUUACUGCCGUAAUGAAACUGACCACCCGUAUCGACAAUGCUGCGCAAGUCGAACGUAUUCGCCGAAUCCUCCAAUCAUAUUCUGACAGUUUGGAUGUUGAAAUUCAGCAGCGUUCUGUUGAGUACGGGAACAUGUUUGGUUACGACGAGAUACGUCGUGGCGUGUUGGAGAAAAUGCCUCCACCGGUCAUCAAAGAAGUCUCGAGGGUAUUUGAACGGGAGACAGUGCCAAAGGCAAGAGCAGGAAAGAAAGCCGCCAAGAAGCAGUCUGAUGAGGAAGCUCUUUUAGACCUUAUGGGCGGCGAGCCAUCGGAGCCCACUGCGCCUCUAGGCGGAGCGCCGCAGAAUAAUAUGGAACUGCUGAGUGGCAUCCUUGGUGGUGACCCCGUGCCUUCCAAUUCGUCAUCCCCACCUCCAUCAGCCCAAUCGAAUCUCAACAGUAUCAUGGAUUUAUUCAACACCCCGGGAACGUCCGCGUCGGCACCAGUCGCGGCCUCGCAACAGUCAGCAUCAUCGCUUUUAGGUGGCCUCAGCUCAGCCCCAGUCCCGCCCGUUGCUCCGGUUGCGGCUCCAGUUGCAGCACAAGUUUAUAAUAAGAAUGAACUUCAAAUAACGUUGCAGCUGGCGCGUACGGCUGAUGGCACAAUCAACAUCAUCGCCCGUUUCAAGAACAACUCGUUCACAGAUCGCAUCACAAACGUGAGUCUUCAGGCAGCCGUUCCGAGAAGCAUGAGGCUUCAGUUACAACCCAUAAGUGGCUCAGAUCUUGAUCCAGACGCCGAGGCUACCCAAAUGAUGAGGGUUGUAGGGAACGCGGGCAGCGCGUUGAAGAUGAGACUCAAGAUCGGUUAUGUAAAGGAUGGUGUAGGGGAUAUUAUGGAUAUGGUCAAUUGGGUAGAGUCUCUCUAAUUUGUUAAAGACCUCUUGUUCUUAUGUAAGCUUGUUUGGGGAAGUAAUAGACUUGUUUCAUCAUGGGAUAUCACUCUAGUCAUAAUAUGUCACUCGUUUGUAUCCCCUCGUAGAGGCCGUUUGGUAACGCGACAUCGGCUAAGAACACCAAAAUUGCAGGCGCUUGAGCCAAUAUCUACCUACGAUAUUGUAUAUCUUGAAACUUGGCCCUUUUGGGGGGGGGAAAAAGUUGGCUUGAAAUAAAUGUGUAAUUGUAUUAGGCUUUUAUCUCGAGAACAGUACCUGCAGAUCUGUAGGCAUGCAAUUCAGGUAAUGUCUGCAGAUUUUUACAAAGUAUCUUUCCCAUGCGGGAACCAUGGCCUGGCUGGGCCCCGCCUGGGAACAAAAAUUCCACUACCCACUCACUACUCUAGGAGAAUAGAAGGCAAAAAUCGCGUAGUUUUCUCGUGUUAUUAUAUAGUAGUGAAUUGCUUCUCAAAUUUCCUCUAUAACGAUCUCAUGAAGGGGGGAUAGCCAAGCGCCUAGGACACGCAAUGCGAUUUUUGCCAAUUUCUAUUGGCUCCAUAUUAUAGAAAAUACGGGGCAUUCAAAGUAAUCUAGCCCGGUAGCAAUGUUCUGUAUGGUAUGCCAUAAAAAUCGGCACCAUGGCAGGGUGCGGUGCCAACAGGUGAUCAAGAAAGGAUUGGUCGGCGAUCCAUCGUAAUUGGGUGGAAAUAUAUAUAUAUAUCAGUGGGUGCCUUGGAGAGUUCAUCCUAUUUUCCUUUGUAAUUUCUUCCGGUGGGUGAAACUCUGAAUUUUUUCUUUCUUUUUUUUUCCUCCUUACCAAACAACUCGUGUUUUAGUGGAGGACAGGGCAGGAGGAAUGGGUAGAACAAGGGGGGAGGCGUGGUCGGUAUCAUGGAUAAAAGUGUAUUUGUUCCUUACUUUAAAAAAACAUAUAUAAAUUCAGGAUUCAGGCUUGCGCUUUAGAUUACACUGUUGGAAAGAAGAGGUAGUCGUGGAGAACGUUGGGUAUGGUGGGGCCAACAAACCAGAUUCUAGGGGAUGUCUGUUGUCUGAAGAUUGCUAGUAUGGUAUGAUAAUUAUGAUACUGAACGUGAUAUUUAUUGUUCUCGGUCAGUCUUGGGGUUGCUCUCUUGCGCUUAGCGGAACUUAGAUAUGCGAUCCUCACCAUUGUAUUAAGAUACCGCCGCGACCGCCCUUCAUCCGGUAUUUAGAUAUCGCAAAGGCCGACUGAGGACCAUACAAACGGAUGAUUAGAAUU
Tuber aestivum (summer truffle) is the source of this 4507-nucleotide messenger RNA. Lineage: Eukaryota; Fungi; Ascomycota; Pezizomycetes; Pezizales; Tuberaceae. The record is from the annotation of a GenBank genome assembly.